Molecule: messenger RNA, 1566 nt
Organism: Teleopsis dalmanni
Lineage: Eukaryota; Metazoa; Arthropoda; Insecta; Diptera; Diopsidae
Product: integral membrane protein GPR155-like
Exons: 8
Coding region: 1-1566 (521 amino acids)
Biological process (GO): transmembrane transport
Cellular component (GO): membrane
Source: RefSeq, a predicted model, not a curated record
AUGGUUGUUAUAAUAUGCUAUAUUGCAAGUCAAAAUUAUAUUGCUGGACGUUUUAAAAUUAUAUCAAAUGCUGAAACGAAAGGUCUUAGUACCUUUGUGGGCACGUUUGCGUUACCAUCUUUAAUAUUUCUCUCAUUGGUGGAGUUAAAUUGGAAUACAGUGAAUUGGCAAUUUUUACUGGCCAUGCUUAUCUCGAAAUCCGUUGUUUUCUUUGCGGUGUUAAUUAUUUCAUUACUUAUUGUACGACCAUUGAACUAUGCACGUGCUGGACUUUUGGGUAUAUUUUGUACACAGAGUAAUGAUUUUGCUAUCGGUUAUCCAAUAGUUAUGGCUUUAUAUGAGAAUAUACAUCCAGAAUACGCAUCAUACUUGUAUUUGAUGGCGCCAAUAUCAUUGGCUAUACUAAAUCCAAUUGGUUUGGUAUUGAUGGAGAUCUCAAAAAUGUCAAAUACUAAAAAUGAACUGAGAGAACAAGCACCAAGAUGUCCUGAAACCUGUCCAGCAGAACAAAUGUCAAAGCAAAGACAAUGCUUGAAUGAACGCAGCAUAUUAAUUUUGAAUAUGUUGAAGUCAUUAUUUUUUAAUCCAUUACUGACUAUGACUUUAUUGGGUAUUGCUGGUGGUUUUAUCUUUCCCAAUGGCUUACCGGAAUUGGUAGCAUGUGUACUACGAGUUUUUGGACAAUCAUUUUCUGCAACCGCACUAUUUUUAUUGGGAUUGAAAAUUGUGGGACAAGGCGGUAACAAAUCCUUGAAUGGCUCUGCAUUUUUAUUACCUGGGAUUCUAAUUUUAGUAAAAAUAUUGGUAUUACCUUUAGUUUGUCGACAAACAGUUAAUAUAAUGCAAGCUGGUACAGAUUUUAAUGACACUACUGAAUUAAGUACUUAUGGAUUUCUGUAUGGAACUUUUCCAGCCGCCCCUGGCGCUUUUGUUAUUGCAUCUCAAUACAAUGUUGAAGUUGAACUGAUUGCUCAAAGUAUGGUACUUUGCACAUUUAUUUCAGCACCUUUAAUGUUUAUCUCUGCGAAAAUGAUUUCUUUAACGAAUCUCAAUCCUGUGGAUUAUCUACAUGAACUAGACGCCUUUUCAUUUGACAUUAGUAUUGCGGGUGUGGCAGCCUGUGGUUGGGUUCUAUUAUUGCUCAUAACGUCGAAACGCCUAAAACGUAUGCCACAUCGGAUCACAGCAUGCUUGGUGCUUUCUCAACUAAUGUGUUGCAUUGGUGUUAUUCUGUGGUCAAAACUGGAACACUUUGAAACAUGGCAACAUUAUAUACAGUUCUUCCUAUUUAAUAUAGGCAGUUAUAGUAGUCGUUUAUGGACUGGCAUUUUAGCGAUUACUUUGCUAUUUCUACAAUGCCGCAGUUUGUGUUUUGUGCUAAAGCUUUGGCCUUAUAUGGUAACAUUUGCUUGGGGAGUUCCAGCUAUUAUAUCUGGACUACUGAUUGCUUUUGAUAGUAAUGUUAUGUCGAAAGAAAAACAUAAUCCAAGUUUUCAAUAUGGUAAUGCACAAGCUGCUGUCUCUGUGUUUUUGCUAGUUAUGUGCUUCAUAGGUAAGACUAAAUAA